GCAAAUUCUGCAUGCUGCAUACAAAAGUUUGUGACCUGUAGCGGCAAAAGACAAGGACAGCACAAAGAUGGUGACCUCUCCAGAUUUUUGUCAAUGACCUAUACAAAGGUACCUGGUUCAUGCACUUCCUAAAUCCAGGUCGAUUAUCGACUACAAAUCUUACAAAUUAUCAACAGCUAGAAUUGUAAAACAGCUCGCUCUGAGUGUUUUAACAACAACGAGUAGCUGGUCGGUGCUGGCAAAUUAUUCAGCUUAAUGCGGACUCGUUACAGGAGCAGAGAUUCAGUUCAGCCGGAUCAUUAGCUGGGACAACUCGGCCGCAAGAUGGUGCACGACAUCUUGUACCUUGCAUCUUCAUUUUUUCUGGUCUUGUACUUUCCUGGUCCUAAAAACUGUUCAAGAGAGGAACCUCACAGGACAGAAUCGUACAUUGGGAGUAAAUGUUCCACAAAACGGGACAUGGGGAAUCUCUGGAAAAACCCGGGACAUUUUGAAGUGCGUGUUUCUCUGAGCUCAGUUGUAUUCACAACGAUUUUCUGGAUUUUCUGGACAAGAAAAUCUACUACGGGUACCACUGCAGAUUCUUCCGGUGCUGGUGUCUGAGACUUCUAAAGUCACACACGCACUCACUGGACAGCGUUUGCUGAAGGCGUGGUGUGCUUGCAGUUGCUCUCCUAGCCGCCGAUCAGUGAAUGUAGGAUCCUACCAGCAGCUAUGGACGAAUAGUCUUGUUGAGGAGGGAUUAAGAUUAUGCUUUAGUUUGCAAGCUGCAUCUAGACUAUAUCCAUGAAUAUGACAGAUUUCCAUAGUCAAGUCCAUGCCGAAAAUUAUCUCCAGUGCACCCAAAUCACUGCAUGUCUACUUUCAGAGAAAUACCGUGGAGGAAAAAUGUCCACAUCAUCUCUUGAUGAUCUUUCUCAGUUCCGAAGGCUUCAGCUUCUGAAGACCUUCGCCAACUUUUUCGUAGGAAUUUGUGACGGCCACCUUGACUUCGUGCAUGGAACCUUUCUUCAGGGAUAGGCUAAAACCUAAGAGAACAAGAAAAAUCGCUGCAUGUCUGAGUAUUUGGAGGUUCGGCGGACCUGAAUUGAUCCAGGCAUCGAAACGUCUGGCUGUGGGGGUGAAACGCGCAAAGAAAUUUCCCGCAAUUGCAGUGAGAAAAAUGAAUUUCGGAAGCAUGCUCUUCCUUAGCGCUGGAGAUUGGAGGCAGAUCAAGAACAUCAUGAACAUGAAGCUCAAGUACAUAAACAGAUGAAGAGUUCUAGAGUGCCUAUGAGCUUCUAUUGUCGAGGAGGAAGAAGCAGAACGUGAAGAUGCGGUGGCGUGGAUGAAGGACUCGGAGUAGAUGAAAGUCAAGAAAGCAGCAACCAUCGUCCCGAGGAAGAGAACAAGAAGCAUAAUUCGCUGAUCCUUCGUCAUCAUGCGCCAGUCCGCGCACAAAGCGAACGACGACGGCGGUCUGUGCCUUCCGCAGGCUUCAUCUCUUGUGCUUGGCGUGUUGCAAUCGGGCUCCAGACUUGAAAAUCACGCACAAACCUGGCAGACAGUGAUGCUUCUCUGACAGCUUAUGAAACAGGUGGCCUCCUUCAGAUGUAUCUCGAGGGAGAAUGCAGCACAAAGUGAUAUCUGACAGGGGAGCAAUAUUCAAUAGAUCUGAAGGAUUCGGCCAAAGGAAAUCAGCGAGAUCAGGAGAUUACUACUUUACUUAGAUGCUAAAUGAGAGCAGAGAGUGGCUUUCUACUACUGAAACUCUAACCUACUAGUUUCAACCCUCUUCACAAACAUUAUUUUUAGUGAACUGCCAUAAGGAUGACCCUAAUGAGUACACAGGGAAAACACAUGUGCAUGAUAUAUUUUUUAUUGAUUUUCCG
Messenger RNA from Marchantia polymorpha subsp. ruderalis, 1871 nucleotides. The record is from the annotation of a GenBank genome assembly. Lineage: Eukaryota; Viridiplantae; Streptophyta; Marchantiopsida; Marchantiales; Marchantiaceae.